GUGAUUUUUUGGGGAGGGGUUAGAAAAACCAAUCUGUCAAACUAGAAACGUCAAAAUACGACAACAAAAUUGCUUAACAAUGUUUUAACUAACAGAAAACCCUUAAAAUGGAUUUGUUGACGCAAAGUUUAGACGCUCUUUUGCUUAAAGCUACGAAUGCACAAAAUCAAAACACAGAUACCGCAGCUGUAGAAGCUUUUACAACGUUAAUACUUAAGGAAAAAGAUGGUGCGCAUGUAGGUGUUAAAGUGAUAGCAAUUAGGCUUUUAGCUCCAAAUGAAAAGGAGGUUUUACAAACAUUAAACAUACUAGAUAUAUGCAUGAAUAAAUGCGGGACUGUAUUCCAAAAUGAGGUCGGGAAAUUUAGGUUUCUAAACGAAAUGAUCAAGUUGGUAUCACCUAAAUAUUUAGGUGAUAAAACCCCUGUUAUGGUAAAACAUAAAGUAUUGCAAUUAUUGUAUGUUUGGACUCUUGAUUACCCAAAAGAAGUUAAAAUAAAGGAAGCAUAUGAUAUGCUAAGAAAACAAGGUGUAAUUAGGGAUAUGCCUAACCCAAAUGUAGCACUACAACCGCCAAAUAACAUUAAUAAGCUAACGACUGAUUCCAUUUUUUAUGAUGUGGAAAAACAAAAGUUACUGCAGAGAUUAUUGCAAAGUACUGAUCCAGAGGAUAUACAAGCAGCUAACUGGUUAAUUAAGAGCAUGGUUAAAGAGGAUGAAAAAUUGGCUGAGUUGAAAAGUAAACGAAUAUCAGAACUAGAGUCAAUACAAAACAAUGUGCGUUUGUUAAGUGAAAUGUUGGAUUCUUACAAACCAGGUUGUCAAGAAAUUGAUUUAAUAAAUGAACUUUACCAAAGCUGUGAAAGACUCAAACCCACUAUUUUACAUAUGGCACAAGAUUCUUCUCAUAGCGAGGACAUUUUGGUGGAAGUAUUCGAGACAAGCGACGAAUUACGAGCCGCCCUCCACAAAUACCAAAAAAUAAUUGUAAAGAAAGAAAUUCCCGAAAGCACAACCAAAAAUUUGCUCGAAAUCGACCGCUUGGAACCUACCGAAUGUAGCACGAGUAAAACCGGCAACGUCGACGUUCUGUGCGACAUUUUCGCUUCGUGUGAAGUACCGAACGACGCGGAAGUGCUUCAGCCCGAGCAAGUUCCCAACGGCGGUAACGGAAAGGGCAAAAAUGAUCAGUACAAGGGUCUCGAUGAUUUGGACGUCUUGAGUGAGCAGUUAAUCAAGGAGAACUUGGGGAAGCUAGGCAAUUUUAGAAACAUGGACAAAACUCCAAUGAAUCUCUUGACAAAACAAGACUCCAAAGACAGCAAACCGACCAAAAAACUCGAGGACUUAGACCUGACGUACCUCAUGGGUACAUCCUCCAAUAGCAAAUCUCCGAAAUCGGCUAAAAAUGAUCUCGCGGAAUCUGAUGAUUAUCUAGUGGACAUCACAGAUGAAAAACUAAUCGAUGCAAACGAAGAUCCGAUUAACGGAAAUAAUUUGGAACAAGAGAGCCCUCAAAAAGUUGAAGUCAAUCUUAAAGAUGUUAAUGUAAAACUGGAGAAUAUAAAACCCAGUAAUCUACCUCCAAUUGUGAUUAUAGAUGAUAGAAAUGGAUUGACGGUAACUCUGCAUUCAGCCAAAGACAAACCCAAGGAAAAUGUUUUUGUUUAUGUGAUUACAACAAUUAGUAAAAGUGAGUUGCCAUUGAGUAACUAUCUUUGCCAGGCCAUAGUCUCAAAAGGUUGUAAAAUUAAACUUCAGCCCCCCUCGACAACAAAUCUUCCAACUUACAACGCUUUUUUGCCCCCCACUGCAAUAACGCAGGUAAUUCUGUUGGCGAACCCAAAUAAAAUGAGCGUUUCGAUAAAAUUCAUCGUCAGUUAUGUUAUCGACGAUGAAAAUAUUACGGAGAUGGGGGAAGUCGAGGAUUUGCCAUUAAUUGACUAAGUAUUGUUUUUUUAUUAGUAUAAUGGAAAAAUUAUUUUUUUUAUUGUGAUUAUAUACGUACUUUUUGUUCCUGUUUUUCAGUAUUAUACCUAUAGGCUUUUUGCUUAUUUUAACCAGAGA
Brassicogethes aeneus is the source of this 2066-nucleotide messenger RNA. The record is from the annotation of a GenBank genome assembly. Lineage: Eukaryota; Metazoa; Arthropoda; Insecta; Coleoptera; Nitidulidae.